This is a messenger RNA of Dinoponera quadriceps, 2102 nucleotides long. RefSeq names its product ADP-ribosylation factor-like protein 6-interacting protein 1 (gene Arl6IP1). The transcript has 5 exons. Bases 337 to 921 code for a protein of 194 amino acids. The record is from RefSeq and is a predicted model, not a curated record. Lineage: Eukaryota; Metazoa; Arthropoda; Insecta; Hymenoptera; Formicidae.
UCACCUCGCGAAAGCGCACGACUCGCAACGGCAUCACCGUCGCGAAUUCGAAGGAACUCGAUCGUCUGUGUGUGUCCAUCUCUCUCUUUCUUUCUUUCUCUCUCUCUCUCUCUAUCUCGCGACGAAGGCGCACGUCUCCGGGGGAUGACAGUGCGCGAUUAAACAGUGCUGAGCAUCACCGAAUAUCGUGCUUUACUUUUCCCCGCGACUACCGCUAAUUCAAGUGUCGAAUCGAGACGCACAUCUUCGGUGCCUACCGGCUCCUUACCGCCCAAACAACCGGCCGUCGCCGAAGCGAGUUCGAACGUCGCCGAUCAACACAAGACACCCGACACGAUGACGGACAAUGGGACGGCGGAACAGGAGAAACACAUGAAGCAGCUAAAGCGCAGGAUGGAAUGCUGGCGGGAAGUGAUACUCCCCUUGUAUUCCGUUUUACUAUGGGAACGCAGGUGGUAUCCAGGGUUGAUCCUUGGAUCUGUAACAACGAUAUUCUGUAUAAUAUGGAUUCUAGAACCGUCUUUGCUGGCAAUAAUAUCCAUAAGCCUGUUGAUAUUGGCUCUUGUCGAUUAUCUUGUGCCGAUUUUGACCUCGCUGUUUUGCAACGCGCAGAGUUGGACGGGACAGAAGGAAAAGAAACUAAUCGAGAUCUGUCAGAGCCUCUCAGCCACUAUGGCACAGAUUGAGAGUAUAUGGACAUCAGCCGCGAGAAUUCGGCUUGAUCGUCCUAAUAUCUACUACUGCACGACGAUCGUCUGUCUUUUCCUCUUAGCAUGGGUCACCAACACGGUCAACAAUUUGCUUCUGCUUUACAUCUUAGUGAACGUGAUUCUCCUCACGCCAGGGCUGCGACAUAAAGGACGAGCGCGUUGGGCCGUGAAAUACGCAUACAAUCGCUUAAUUCGCCGUCACUUGUCAUAAUCAUCGUAGUUCUAUAUAUCUCGUUUUUACUUCUCCUGUCGUACCACCGAAAUCCUUCGUUCUACGUACAUGUCUUAACUGCGUGCAAUGUAAAUCUACUCAUAAUAUACAUUCGACUAUAUACAAUACUACAUUUUACACGUAAUCUCAUAUAUUAAUUUUACACGUCAUCUCAUAUGCUAAUUUCGUUGUAAGAAUUAUAAAUAGUAGGCGAAUUAGAUUGAAUGUACUAGUACGCAUGUGCUAAGAGUUGAUAUUUAUUUUAGAGUAUUGAUACAUUAGAACGGUACUAUGAUUAUCUUUUAGUGAGACGAAAUAUUGUUGCCAUAGUAAAUUCGCAGACGUCGUACCGCACUUUACGUUUCAGUAUCGCUGCCGUACGAGGAAAAUCACUUUGAAUUGAUUUUCAGGGUUGUACACAUUGUUACCUGUGUAUAGGAGGAAAAAAAUCAUAGUAUAGGCUGUUUCAUCGAUUGUCCGACAUGUAUUUUAUCAAAUAAUGCGACAAUUGACAUGGAUUAGUUAAACCUAUAAAUAUUUUAUUGAGAUUAAUUAACUGUAACAUUUUAAUUUCCGCUAGUACGUCCAACCAAAUUCGCUGUAACCAAAGUUUUGCGCUCCUAACGAGAUAAAAGAUCUGUGCGAUUUAGUAGUACGUUAAUAUGCUAUGUUUCGUUAUUUUUAAGCGAUAUUUAACAUUGCAGUUUCUUCGUCAUUCGUGACUGUAUAACCUCGCGUACAUAAUUGUGAUGUACUAUUGUAGCUGAAAGAAUCUGUGUGUAUGGCAUUAUUACAUUGUUUGCGAGAAACUAUAAGAUGUUUAUCCUUUGUCAGUUCCAAAGUAAGUUCCAUUCAAAAUCGAGAGUAAAUGCAGUGCAGGAGUAUUAUAUGAAUAUUAUAUUUACUAAAGCGCAAAGUCGCUUUGUAUUUAAAAAAAUAUACUCUUCUGUGUGUAAGUCAAAAUCUUUAUCGUAUAUUUAAAUCGAGCGAUGCAAGACUAUAAAACACAUUGUAAAUGACGUUUGAAAGUGGCGCCGGUUGAAAGCGGAACAUACCGAAGCGCCAUUGGCGAGUACAGACUGCGAUAUGAUAAUGCGUUCCAGCUCCGAUAUUUUCACUCAUCGUGUCUAGGUAUUUGUGCAUCGUGACUAGAUUAAAGAGCCCGAUGCUUAUUGUUUUCA